Molecule: messenger RNA, 1080 nt
Organism: Lolium rigidum
Lineage: Eukaryota; Viridiplantae; Streptophyta; Magnoliopsida; Poales; Poaceae
Product: 40S ribosomal protein S3a-like
Exons: 6
Coding region: 63-851 (262 amino acids)
Biological process (GO): translation
Cellular component (GO): cytosol; ribosome
Molecular function (GO): structural constituent of ribosome
Source: RefSeq, a predicted model, not a curated record
UAUCCCCGACGCUCUAGCCACCAGACGCCGCAGCGCCGCCACUCCACGAGCCAGCGGCAACCAUGGCGGUCGGCAAGAACAAGAGGAUAUCCAAGGGGAGGAAGGGUUCUAAGAAGAAGGCCGUCGACCCGUUCACCAAGAAGCAGUGGUACGACAUCAAGGCGCCGCUGAUUUUCAGCCAGCGCAACAUUGGGAAGACUCUCGUGUCCAGGACACAGGGUACCAAGAUUGCCUCUGAGGGUCUCAAGCACAGGGUUUUUGAAGUGUCCCUAGCUGAUCUUAACAACGAUGAGGACCAGGCUUACAGGAAGAUCAGACUCCGUGCUGAGGAUGUCCAGGGGAUGAAUGUCCUUACAAACUUCUGGGGCAUGGACUUCACCACUGACAAGCUCAGGUCUCUUGUGAGGAAAUGGCAGUCUCUGAUUGAGGCUCAUGUGGACGUGAAGACUACUGACAACUACAUGCUCCGCAUGUUCUGCAUUGGCUUCACCAAGAGACGCCCCAACCAGGUGAAGCGUACCUGCUACGCCCAAGCCAGCCAGAUCAGACAGAUCCGCCGCAAGAUGGUUGAGAUCAUGGUGAACCAGGCUGCCAGCUGUGACCUCAAGGAGCUGGUGCAGAAGUUCAUACCUGAGGUGAUCGGAAAGGAGAUCGAGAAGCAGACAGCGGGCAUCUUCCCGCUCCAGAACGUGUAUGUCCGCAAGGUGAAGAUCUUGAAGGCACCCAAGUUCGACCUGGGGAAGCUCAUGGAGGUUCAUGGUGACUACAAGGAGGAUGUUGGCAUGAAGGUUGACAGGCCUGCCGAGGGAGACGAGGUUGUCCCCGGUGCUGAGGAGGUUGCUGCUGAGUAGAGAGAGUAGUCCCCAUCGCCUGUUUUGCUGCUUAAUAUUUAGAACAUGAUAUAUGAUGUACCACCACCUGUAGGUGGAUGUCGUGAACUUCCCUAGUCAGUUUUGAUGGCUGAUAUUUCUUGAGUUCUCUGUCGACAUUCCUAGCCAGCUAUUCUGCCUUGUUUUGUUUGUGAUUUUUCUGGAUGGAGGUUAUGAUGGUUCAAACUAAAUGUUUAGUAUUUUCUGUUCA